AUGGACAAGCGAGGAACCUAUGCCAUGGUAAGCAAGGGGUUGCUGUCCCCAGAUGGGGAAGAGCAGAUAGGAAGGUUGAGAGCCAGUGUGGCGGGUCCUCCUCAGGGCUCAGUUGGAAUCUGCAGCCAGAUUGCCUGUUCUAAUGCAGUGACCUAUGAUGAUGUGCAUGUUGGCUUCACUUGGGAAGAGUGGGCUUUGCUGGAUCCUUCUCAGAAGAAUCUCUACAAAGAUGUGAUGCUGGAUACCUAUAGGAACCUCACUACCAUAGGAUACAGUUGGGAAGACCAUAUUGAAGAACAUUUUCAGAGUUCUAGAAGACAUGAAAGGCACAAAAGAAGUGAUACUGGAGAGAAUUCUGCUGAAUAUACUCAGUGUGUUAAAGUUUUUGUAUAUGACAGUCAUAUGCAAAGGCAUGAAAGAACACAUACUAGAGAGAGACACUAUGAAAGUAAUCAGUGUGGUAAAGCCUUUGCACAUAACAGUAAGCUUCAAAGGCAUGGAAGAACACAUACUGGAGAGAAACCCUAUGAAUGCAAUCUUUGUGGUAAAGCCUUUCCACGUCAUAAUGCUCUUCAAAGGCAUGGAAGAACACAUACUGGAGAGAAACCCUAUGAAUGUAAUCAGUGUGGUAAAGCCUUUGCUCGUAACAGUAACCUUCAACUACAUAAAAGAACACAUACUGGAGAGAAACCCUAUGAAUGUAAUCAAUGUGGCAAAGCCUUUGCACGACGCACUCAUCUUCAAGUGCACAAAAGAACACAUACUGGAGAGAAACCCUAUGAAUGUACUGAAUGUGGUAAAGCCUUUGCAAAACAAGAUGCUCUUCAAAUGCAUAAAAGAACAUAUACUGGAGAUAAACCAUAUGAAUGUAAUCAAUGCAGUAAAGCCUAUGCAAAACACAGUCAUCUCCAAGUACAUAAAAGAACACAUACUGGAGAGAAACCCUAUGAAUGCAAUCAAUGUGGCAAAGCCUUUACACGACACACUCAUCUUCAAGUGCACAAAAGAACACAUACUGGAGAGAAACCCUAUAAAUGUACUGAAUGUGGUAAAGCCUUUGCAAAACAAGAUGCUCUUCAAAUGCAUAAAAGAACACAUACUGGAGAGAAACCUUAUGAAUGUAAUCAAUGUGGUAAAGCCUUUGCUUGUAACAGCAACCUUCAACUACAUAAAAGAACACAUACUGGAGAGAAACCCUAUGAAUGUAAUCAAUGUGGUAAAGCCUUUGCUCGUAACAGUGUUCAUCAACUACAUAAAAGAACACAUACUGGAGAGAAACCCUAUGAAUGUAAUCAAUGUGGCAAAGCCUUUGCACGACGCACUCAUCUUCAAGUGCACAAAAGAACACAUACUGGAGAGAAACCCUAUGAAUGUACUGAAUGUGGUAAAGCCUUUGCAAAACAAGAUGCUCUUCAAAUGCAUAAAAGAACAUAUACUGGAGAUAAACCAUAUGAAUGUAAUCAAUGCAGUAAAGCCUAUGCAAAACACAGUCAUCUCCAAGAUCAUAGAGCACAUACUGGAGAGAAACCCUAUGAAUGUAAUCAAUGUGGUAAAGCCUUUGCUCGUAACAGUGUUCUUCAACUACAUAAAAGAACACAUACUGGAGAGAAACCCUAUGAAUGCAAUCAAUGUGGCAAAGCCUUUACACGACACACUCAUCUUCAAGUGCACAAAAGAACACAUACUGGAGAGAAACCCUAUAAAUGUACUGAAUGUGGUAAAGCCUUUGCAAAACAAGAUGCUCUUCAAAUGCAUAAAAGAACACAUACUGGAGAGAAACCUUAUGAAUGUAAUCAGUGUGGUAAAGCCUUUGCUUGUAACAGCAACCUUCAACUACAUAAAAGAACACAUACUGGAGAGAAACCCUAUGAAUGUAAUCAAUGUGGUAAAGCCUUUGCUCGUAACAGUGUUCUUCAACUACAUAAAAGAACACAUACUGGAGAGAAACCCUAUGAAUGUAAUCAAUGUGGCAAAGCCUUUGCACGACGCGCUCAUCUUCAAGUGCACAAAAGAACACAUACUGGAGAGAAACCCUAUGAAUGUACUGAAUGUGGUAAAGCCUUUGCAAAACAAGAUGCUCUUCAAAUGCAUAAAAGAACACAUACUGGAGAGAAACCCUAUGAAUGUAAUCAAUGUGGUAAAGCCUUUGCUUGUAACAGUAACCUUCAGCUACAUAAAAGAACACAUACUGGAGAGAAACCCUAUGAAUGUAAUCAAUGUGGUAAAGCCUUUGCUCGUAACAACGUUCUUCAAAUGCAUAAAAGAACACAUACUGGAGAGAAACCCUAUGAAUGUAAUCAAUGUGGUAAAGCCUUUGAAUAUAUCAGUAAUCUUCAAAAUCAUGAAAAAAGUCACACUGCAGAGAAACCCUAA
Molecule: messenger RNA, 2373 nt
Organism: Peromyscus leucopus (white-footed mouse)
Lineage: Eukaryota; Metazoa; Chordata; Mammalia; Rodentia; Cricetidae
Product: zinc finger protein 431-like
Exons: 5
Coding region: 1-2373 (790 amino acids)
Biological process (GO): regulation of DNA-templated transcription
Molecular function (GO): DNA-binding transcription factor activity, RNA polymerase II-specific; RNA polymerase II cis-regulatory region sequence-specific DNA binding
Source: RefSeq, a predicted model, not a curated record